AUGUAUGGAGAUGCCGCCAAAAAACUAGUUCUUGACGCGAAACGAAGUCUCAAUCUUAAUGACGUGCCGUUAUUUCAGGCAGAUUUGGUCAAAGAUGUGAUUCGAGAAAUUGACGACUUAAACAAAGAUGCUGAAUACUUAACACUGCAACAACGACUACAAGAAGAAAGUCAAGGGUCGUUUACUGAGGAAGAACAGAAGAUCAACCAGUGCCAGUUGUUUGUGACACACUUGUCUAUGCGUCGAAAUAAGCGAUGUCUCUUGGCAUAUCAGAAGCUGCGUGCUGACCAAAUCGAUGAAUUUUCGUGGCUCAAUAUCGAUCCAGAUCAGGAGUCUUAUAAUGAAAAAGCUGACGCGUCGUUAUCGCGGGUUUCUCGGUUGAACUUGGACAAUUUGAGCCACGAAGAACAGGAAUAUUUCCGCAAUUAUCAAGAAGUCAUCACCAACUACAAAUCCAAUUUUGCCGACUUGGACCUUUCCGGCGACUUGGAGCCACCAACUAGCAUAUUCAUCGACGUUCGAGUACUCAAGGACGGCGGCGAAGUCCAGACCGAAUACGGCGUGUUCAAUUUAAUCAAAGAUUCUCAGUUCUAUGUGAGAAAAUCAGACGUCGAACGCUUAAUCCAGCAGGGAUACCUCGAGGAAUUGUAG
Meyerozyma guilliermondii ATCC 6260 is the source of this 651-nucleotide messenger RNA. It is a transcript of the gene PSF1, whose product is annotated as DNA replication protein. NCBI's taxonomy places the organism in Eukaryota, Fungi, Ascomycota, Pichiomycetes, Serinales, Debaryomycetaceae. Gene Ontology annotation, cellular component: GINS complex. The record is from RefSeq and is a predicted model, not a curated record. The transcript has a single exon. The coding region runs from base 1 to 651 and encodes 216 amino acids. Gene Ontology annotation, biological process: DNA strand elongation involved in mitotic DNA replication; DNA replication.